Messenger RNA from Cuscuta epithymum, 819 nucleotides. The record is from the annotation of a GenBank genome assembly. Lineage: Eukaryota; Viridiplantae; Streptophyta; Magnoliopsida; Solanales; Convolvulaceae.
GAUACGUGACAGGGCAACACAAUUGCCUAACAUGACGUUUGCCCAAGUGGUUGACCAAGGGUUGAAAGGAGAGAAGCAAUGGGAAGAAAGGAAGAAGAGAGACGCCGAGGAGGCGAAAAAGAGAAAGUGGGAGAGUCAUGGCUCCCAAGGUUCCAACAAAAAGGGGAACCACGGAGGAGGAUCUUUCCGGGCACCACCGCCACCAUAUAGGGGGAACCAAGGCCCGAGUGGGCAAGGCGCGAGGUCACAAACCUCAGUGGUAGCUCGUUGCAACAACUGCAAGAAGAACCACUCCGGUAAAUGUCGCGACCCCCUAGAUGUUUUCAAUGCGGGGAUGCCGGGCAUUUGAAGGCACAUUGUCCACAAUUGAGUGGGGCAAGGACAUCGGGACCGAGUAGCGGUCCGACGGGUACACGGAAUCAAACCGGGGCUUCUCAAGCAAGCCGGGGACACGGGGGGGCAAGUACAAGCAACGCGCCAUCCGUGAACCAAGGGAGGACCCAGGCUAGGGUCUAUGCGAUGACGGAGGCGGAUGCUCAAGCUAACCCGGACUCCGUCGCAGGUUGAGGCUAGAGCUUGCAUCCUGUGCUCGUUGAUCGAGUGAUUCCUCGGAGAGAAGACUUGGUUCGUGCUUCCUCCAUUCUAUUUGAAACAUUAAUAAAUUUGCUCAUGGAUAUUUUACUAUAGAGCCUGCGUGCUCAUGAAUAGCCCGGUGUGGCCUUUUGUUUUAAACAAUGUUUUCCGCUGUGUUAUGAAUUACUUAUUAUGUUUGUUUAUGGAUGUUAUAUGUGUGAAUGAUAUUCAUGACGCCUUGUAUAA